CUAAACUUGAGGUCAGUAAUGCCCAGCAUCUCCGAUGAUUACCAAGUAGGUAAUAUAUUUUGGGCGAAAGUCGGUUCACAUCCUUGGUGGCCUUGUAUGGUUUAUCAUUCCCCUGAUGGUGAUUCGUAUGUUAAAGAGAAGGGGCGAUCAUUCAUAUACCAUGUUCAGUUCCUUGGCCCUUUAGUAGAAAGAGCUUGGGUAUCUGCUAACAAUCUUAUCCCGUUUUCUGGCAAAAAGAAUUUUGACGAAUAUGUCCAAGAAAAGCUACGCAUAUCCAAAGACAAAGCUGAUAAAGUUAAAUUUGAAAGCAAAUCUGUAUCAAGUAGCAAAAGCAUUUGGAUUCAGUCGUGGAAAGAAGCUGAGGUUGCAAUGAACCUUACGGUAAACGAAAGAAUUGAAAGGUUCGGUCGAAUAUCCGUCAAACAGAAAUCUAGAAGGUUAAACAAAGCUGAAGAAGGAGAGCUCUUAGAAUUGAUGAGUAAUGUCCCUUUAACGAUAGAAGAGGAGGCGGAAUCGUUAGCAACCUUCUUGAAGGACGAAAUGGAAGUACGUUUGCAGAAAAAUCCUGAUCUGGAUAAGAAAAUGCUUGAGGAUGAGCUUAGAACCCAAUGGCCUGCACUUGAUAUAGCGGAAAAGCGCAGGUACCUGCGUGAUCAACUAGGUAUUUUUGAUGAUCCUUUGCAGCGGUUGGAAAAAAGCCGUAAGUGCAAAGAAGCAACAGUCACCAAAGCCAAUGAAUCUGCAACCAAAUGCAAAGAUCGUACUUCUAAGUCGAGUAAAAAAUCUGUUUCGAGUAAAAAACAGUCGGAAACCCAAGAAUUUGACAUUGAAAUUCAUCGUCUUAUAGUAUCGCCAGCACAGUAUCGUUUGCAACCAGUAUGUCCAGUGUGUGAAGUUUAUUCUAAUGCUCCUGGUCAAAUGUUUCAGUGUCAAGGUCCGUGUGGUCGAAUUGUUCACCCUCAUUGCAUGAGAUAUAAAACUCCACCACCUGCAGAAAAUUGUCGCCCUGAGAAAUUCCGUUGUCCACAAUGUCUUAUCGGCGAGUUCCUCUGCUCGAUAUGUGGUAAACCAAGCGAAACAGGAUCCAAAGAUGGUGCUGGUCAGUUGUACGCGUGUCAGGUUAUUAAUUGCAGCAGGCACUUCCACCGAGACUGCCUAUCAGGAUGGCCUGGGAUUCUCACAAGACCGUCGGAUAAUGUAACUACUCGGACUGCAACUUUCCAAAUUCUUCGUUGCCCUGCCCACACCUGCAAUACAUGCUAUUUGGAAUCUAAUGAAACUAAUUGUCACCCAUUAAAAAAGCCAAGUUCCAGUGAAGGACCAUUUUUGGAAUGUGUUCGAUGUCCAGCUGUAUUCCAUACAGGUGAUUUGUGUACACCAGCUGGUUCAGUUGAAGUUUCACUUUCUCAUAUUGUAUGCCCUAGACACUUUGAUGAAUCUCUAUUAACUUUGUCAAAUUUUAAAACUCAGCAUCCUAAUUGGUGUUUCCAUUGCUUUAAGCAUGCAUCUGAACGUAUCGAAUGUCAACUUUGUCCAACUACAUAUCACAAGGAUUGCUUCGAACCUUCAUUCGGUAUUUUAACUGAUGAUAAAUUUGUUUGUCGAUCCUGUCGGCGUGGUGUUUUUCCAAGAUAUGCUCAAAUUAUUUGGGCAAAAAUACCUGGAUUUCGUUGGUGGCCAUGUGAAAUAAUUCAUGCUCGAAACGCUCCUAUAAAUAUAUUAAAUAUGGCUCAUCCAGAAGGUUCAUUUCCUGUGCAUUUUCUUGGUUCAGAAGAAUAUCAGUGGAUUUGUCGUAAUCGUGUAUUUCCUUAUGAAAUUGGCUUACAAACUAGCGCAGCAAAAGAUACAAAUGGAUCGAAUAAAAUUGAAAAGGCAUUCUCACGAUCAUUACAUCGAGCUCCCAAAGCACAUGCUAUAUAUGUCAAUCAUGUAUUAAAACAAGGCCUACCACUUAUUUCAAUGCAUGCUGAACAACUGCCUGACAACGAACUAAUAUCGUUAAAUGCACUAAAUGUGAACACAAUAAUUGAUCCUAAUACGGAAGAUGAUCAAUUAUCUAGUGUACUUAAAAGCUUCGCUUUAAUCGAAGCCAAUAUUUAUACAGAUGAAGAUUUGAUUGAAAACAUGAAAAAGGCCUAUGAAUCUCUUACUGUAUGCGCUUGUAAAUCGUCCGUUGUUGCAAACAGUGAAACUGUCAUCAGCUCUAAUUUAUGUUCAAUUAAUAACACAUGCCAUCAUUUCUUGUCUAGAAUUGAAUGUAAACCAAAGAUUUGUUCAUUUCAUGAAACAGAUUGUGGUAAUCGACGAUUCAGUUUACUUGCAAACACUACUACUAUGAAGAAAGAUGAUAAGUGUUUAUUUAAUGUCGUGCGAACUAUUAAUCGAGGAUAUGGUUUGAAAACUUUGGCUUCAUUUCAAGAAGGUGAUUUAGUCAUAGAAUAUCUAGGUGAGGUGAUAGAUAUUGCAGAAGCUAACCGUCGGAUUAUUGAGGCACUUGGUCCUGAUGCAUUGUCUAGCAUAACUUCAUCACGUAAAGGUUUCCACCCACUGUCGGUAACCUAUCUAGCACGAUUUAGUCCACAGUUGAAUUUAGUCUUAGAUGCUGGAACUAAAGGCAAUCUAAGUCGAUUUAUUAAUCAUUCAUGUGAACCAAAUUUAAUUGCUGAAUGUUGGACAGUUGACGGACUGUUUGCCUGUCGACCUAUAGAAGCCAAUGAAGAACUAACAAUCAAUUAUAUUAAUGCCCAAAUUCUUUCAACGGAUCUUAUGGCUGCCAGUUGUUUGUGUUUAUGUGGAGCUGAUUCUUGUAUAAGUACAUUACGCUUACCUACCGCAUUUAAACUAUAUGAGGGAACAGUAAAUGAAAAUUUUCAAAAUUCACGUGUUAUGGAGAAAAGAAAAUCUAAAAAACUAGACGAAUCAACACUUCCUUUGGAAGGAUCAACUACAAACAACAUAUCUCAUUCAAAAUCACCAACCCCUGUGAAAAGUUGCGAAGCUGCAACACCCUCAGUAACUUCCCUUUUAGCUGCUGCCGUUUCACAACUUACCACUCAACGUGAUCGUGUUCCACUUAUUAGUCCAGCAACCAUUGCUGCACGUGCUGCAUCAUCAUCGAUUUCUUUAAAUAGAACAAAUUCAGACAAAAAUCAUUCGACGCAAACAAAAGUGGAAGAUAGUGUUGAAUCGAAUUUAGUUGGUUUUAAUCCCGCUCUCCAUGAAGAUUUUUGCUAUAGAUGUGGAGACGGUGGUGAAUUGAUACUAUGCGACAAAUCAACUUGCUCUAAAUCGUAUCAUUUAAAUUGUCUUGGUCUCUCUGCACCGCCAUCGGGUAUAUGGUAUUGUCCAUGGCAUUAUUGUGAUUUAUGUGGUCGUCCUUCAAAUCAUUUAUGUUGGAGAUGUCCUAAUUCAUACUGUGAAGAACAUGCUAAUCCUAAUUGCAUACAAGUUGAUAGUUUGGAUAGUGAUCGUUGGAAAUUAGCUAAAUCUAGUUUGAAUAACAUCACUAAUUCUUCCAUAGUAUUCAGUGUUCGAUGGAUAUGUUCAGAUCAUUUCGGUUUAAAGAUAUAUGGACCAGAUUACCGACCGGUACUAUGUUCUGAUUCAAAUAUUCCCACUAAAAAAGGUGCAGUUAGUAAAAAUUCAGAUAAAUUGUCAAGUGAAGCUAAACAACAACAAAAUGGUGAGGAAAACAACCUACUGACAUGUUUCAUCAACGAAGAAGAGAGAGAAGUUGAAAAUAUGAUCCCAAAGACACCUGAUGCCAGUGAUUCAAAAAUUUCUACCAUAUUUAAUGAUAUUACCGCUUCUACACUUGCCACUCCUACUACUACAUCCACAGCAGUUAUUAACUCUAAUGAUGAUAGUGAUCAAAAACUAGAGCCCAGACGCUUAGAGCCUCUUAAAGUAACACUAAAACGCAAACUUAAAGCUGAAUUAGCAGCCAAAGAAAAUAAUGCACUGUCUGGUCCAAAUGAUGAAAACAAUGUACUAAGCAAUGCAAUGGAUACUUCUAAUAAUACAAAUAAUAAUAGUGCCGUGACAACAAGUUUGAGCAGCAACAACCAUAGUUUCGGUAGUCGUAAACGCUUAGCAGUUAACAGCCCUUUAACAGAUAAAAAAAGAACACGUCUGUCAAGGGAUAAUACUUCGAAAUAA
Messenger RNA from Schistosoma turkestanicum, 4158 nucleotides. The record is from the annotation of a GenBank genome assembly. NCBI's taxonomy places the organism in Eukaryota, Metazoa, Platyhelminthes, Trematoda, Strigeidida, Schistosomatidae.